Molecule: messenger RNA, 3805 nt
Organism: Magallana angulata
Lineage: Eukaryota; Metazoa; Mollusca; Bivalvia; Ostreida; Ostreidae
Exons: 6
Coding region: 521-2326 (601 amino acids)
Biological process (GO): positive regulation of DNA-templated transcription
Cellular component (GO): nucleoplasm; chromatin
Molecular function (GO): ubiquitin-protein transferase activity; zinc ion binding
Source: RefSeq, a predicted model, not a curated record
AAGUAGUAUAAAGUAAUAAUGAAAACUAAGUUGACCGAUUAAUACAUUUAAAACUAAAUAUUCGAACAGCUUUUUUUCUAUUUUUGAAAACCGGUAAAUUCAUUAUCUGGGACCGAAACCAUUUGGGGUCGAAAUUGCUAGGUGGCGAAACGUCUAAGCAUCGCUGUGACGUAUGUCGAACAGACGAUAGACCGAUUUGGGAAGAGAAAAGGAAAGUUUAUUUCUAUCCGUUUAGAUAAUUGUUCCCCGUGAAAAAAAGUUUCAGAGAGCAGUGAUACGGAAUUUGAAAACCACAGUGUGGUGAUCCGGAAAAUCAGACCAAACUCUGUAAAACUGACAGUAUCAAGGAAGGAAAACUGAUAGGUUCUCUGUGUCUGACUGUUGACUGAUAGGUUAUACCAGUCUGUAGUAUGUAACAGUUGAUGGUCUCUUUACAGGUUCCCAGGCUGUGUUUGACUGUGCUGUGUACUGCGAAAUCAAAGAGAGAAUAUAUGUGGUUGUGACUCAGACCGCCCACAUCAUGGGCACAGCAAGCUCCCAAUACAUCACAGCAAGCUCCCAAUACAUCACAGCAAGCUCCCAAUACAUCACAGCAAGCUCCCAAUACAUCACAGCAAGCUCCCCGUGCCAAGUACAUCUGUGUUCUAAGUGUCCGGGUGACACAGCGUACUAUUGUGUAUCGUGUCCAUGUGAUCUGUGUCCCCAGUGUAAAGAGAACCAUGUAAAAGAUCUCCAAACAAUAGACCAUGAUGUUGUGUCACACCGUGAUAAAAUCAACUACAUCCCAACACAAGAGAUCUGUGUGAGACAUCCUAGCCAUGUUUAUACAAAGUACUGUGAACCUUGUCAAGUUCCUGCCUGUAAUAAUUGCCAAACACAUAGAAAACACACUCAGAUAUAUGUUAAAACAGCCUAUAAAACAAAGCGACAACAACACAGAGGAACCAUUCACACCAUCAGAAGUGAGGCUCUCUUUUACAGACCUGUUCUCCUGACAGGAAUCAAAGCUGAUGUCAAAACCUGUCACACAGAAUUCUCCCUCUAUCAAUCAGAGAUGUUAACAAAGGCCCAGACACUGAAGGAUCUCAUUGACUAUGUGGUAUAUGAUCUAUUGAACAAUGUGUUAUGUUACUUUGAUUUCAAACACAGAUGUAAAAAACAAAAGAUAGAAAUGAUCAGACAUAUUGUCAGACUAAGGAGAUAUGAACACAGAUAUGUACAGCCAGCAUUCACAUUCAGUGCGCUACAAUUCCUCUCCUUCACAAAGACAGCCCUCCCCCAGAUACAUCUUACACUCCACACCAGCCAGCUCUCCAUGACUGAGUCACUCAACAAGGAGGAUGUGAUGGAGUCACUGAGUGCAAUCCAAAUCACAGAGAGAGGAAACCGACGCGUAGGAAACCAGUGUCUGCUGAAACUGACGUCUGGUGCUGAGCUCCAUCAAUCUCUCACAGUGCCAGGUGUUGGUGGUUGUCGUCACAUUUCCUGUGUGACAUCAGACCGGGUCUGGGUCAGUGAUCAUAGAAACAAUAUCAAGUUGACAGACACAACAGGUGUCCCUCUACAUCGUGUGGAGGAUUCAUGUAGUUAUGAAGAUGGAUUACACACAGUGAACAGUGAGAGUGAACUGAUUUAUAUAGAUAGGAAAUAUAACAUCAACAAACUGUCAAAGGAUAUGAAAACAACCACCACAUUUAUAGAGAGAACAGACUCUACAUGGUACCCACGGUGUUUGUACUGGUCCCCGUCCACUGGGGAUCUACUGGUCGGGAUGUAUUACUAUAUUACAAAGACAGGCAAGGUAACCCGGUACAACCAGAGUGGACAACUCACACAAACCAUACAGUACAACAACACAGGACAGGGACUGUAUAGUGGACCUUACUAUAUAACAGAGAACAACAAUGGGGAUGUCGUGGUGUCUGACUUAUAUAAAGACGAUGUGUCUGGUGCUGUAGUGGUGACAGAGCGUGGAGGAAGACAUCGUUUCUCCUACACAGGACAUCCAUCAGGAUCACGACUAUAUCCAUGUGGAAUCUGUACUGACGCGCUGUCACACAUCCUGGUGUGUGAUGAUAUAACCAAUACAGUACAGAUGUUAAAUAAGGACGGUCAGUUCCUGUCACAUCUACUGACAAAAUCACAAGAGAUGGAUUCACCACACAGCUUGAGUUAUGAUGUCAACACUCACCGUCUCUGGGUCGGAUCAUGGGUACACAACAAGGUGUGUGUCUACAGGUAUAUCACCAGACAGGACGCUCUGACAGAUGAACACAGACCCCGUCCUGAUGAGGACGCCAUGUCCAGCUCAACACAAGCCGUAUAAUGGAGAUAGCUGGGAUAUUGACAGACAAGCUGCUUUUUAAACGCCUUCAGGGGGAGAUAAAAGAAAACCUGCCCGGAUUACCCAUAAUUCCAAUGGAGUUACAGAAGCCAAAUAAUUACCGGUCAUCAACGGACUUUGUGUUCUGUGCGUGAACUCUACAUAAACAACGUUUCAUGAAUGGACUCUGUAUCUGUGUAGGUGAACAAAAAUAACGCGUCAUCAAUGGACACUGUUGCUGGUCUCUGCGUUCUGUGUACGUGAAAUUUGCACAAAAAUAACGCGUCAUCAAUAGACUUUGUAUCUGUAUAGGUGAAAUGCGUCCUCAAUAGACUCUGUGCUCUGUGUACCUUAUCUCUUUAUGAAUAAGGCAUCAUCAAUGGAAUCGGUUUUUUUUUUGUGUACGUGAACUCUACUGUAAUUUGUUAUCAUACGUUUUUUAUCAAUUUUAUCUAAGUGUAAAUUUUGUCAGUAUGUAAUAUGUUUUACAUAUCUAAGCUUUUGAAAUUUCUGGUAUCAUUCGGUGCUAGGACAGAGAUGUCCAUCAGAAUUGUAGCCAAUGUGUCACUAAUUUUUUUUUUUAAUUUUGAUUUUUAUACAAGAAAUCUUGUAUGGUGUACUAAACAUUAUUUUCAAAGGGGAAUAACUCAAAAUUUGUAUUUUUCAGUCAGGAUAAAAAAGAGUUAUUCCCCUUGAGAAUGAGAAAUGAAUUUGAUGGUGUUUAUCCCUGACAGUUUUAUUGGUAGGAUUGAAUAUCAGUUAAUGUAUUUUUACAAUAUAUCAUGAUCAUUUGGAAAGAAGUGAUCUGAUAAGCUUUUGAUAAGAAUUUGAUAAGUUUUAGAUGGUUUUUUAUACAAUGUUAUGUAGUUUUAAUUUCAAUAUAUUAAUAGUUGAUGUUAGUUUAAUUUAUUAAGUUUGAGCUGUGCAUGUGUAACAAUUGGUGCAUCAUAUAUUGCUUGUUGUCCUCAAAAGGUAGGUCACAAUGACCCAAUUAGAAUUAUGGUAGUUUAUGGUGAAACUAUUUUAGAACAUGUCUAUUUAAAAAAAAAAACAAACUUGUGUUUUAGAAAUGAUGUACCAUUAAUCAUACCAGGAGUCAUUUACUCAUGUAUAUAUCAAUGUGAAAGUAAGUCAUGAUGACCUGAAUUUGUAAUUAGCAUGUUGUUAAUCCUAUGUGUUUGUUAAUGGUGUUUAAGCACAUUUCUCACACUGUAUCUCUGUUGACCAGAUAGGUAGGACAACUCAAGUUAAUGUCAUUUUCUUUGGAGAAAUAUUGUACGUAAGUUUAAGCGUGAUUAUUUUUUUUUUUGUGUUUACCCAUACAAUGAACGUGAUGAAAUACAUUUAUAACGUAUAUAUAGUAUUAUUUUUAUUUUUUUGUGUUUACUCGUACCAUGAAAAACAUAAUACUUGUAUACAAAUGAUGUUUGGGGAAAUGUAGCGAGCUGUAGAUAAAAGUCAAUAAACUUAAAGUGACAUGUC